Amphimedon queenslandica is the source of this 591-nucleotide messenger RNA. Its product is annotated as 2'-deoxynucleoside 5'-phosphate N-hydrolase 1-like. Bases 30 to 470 code for a protein of 146 amino acids. The transcript has 4 exons. Gene Ontology annotation, biological process: deoxyribonucleoside monophosphate catabolic process. Gene Ontology annotation, molecular function: 5-hydroxymethyl-dUMP N-hydrolase activity. Gene Ontology annotation, cellular component: nucleus. Lineage: Eukaryota; Metazoa; Porifera; Demospongiae; Haplosclerida; Niphatidae. The record is from RefSeq and is a predicted model, not a curated record.
ACCCUUUUAAAUCAUUUUACGUUACAGCAAUGGCGGCAGCAAGGAGGAUUUAUUUUGCAGCUAGUAUUAGGGCUGGACGAGGAGACUCUCAUUUAUAUUACAAGAUAGUAUCAAUCCUCAAAAAAUAUGGCACUGUACUGACUGAACACGUUGGAGAUCCUACAUUAACAGAAUUAGGUGACAGUCACAUGACUGAUAAGGAAAUACACAAACGUGACAUGGAUUGGUUACGAAGUUCGCACGUCCUUGUAGCCGAGGUAACUCAACCUUCCCUUGGAGUUGGUUAUGAGAUUGGACGAGCUAUAGAGAUGAAUAAGAAUAUACUCUGUCUCUUCAGACCGUCCGAUACAGAGAAAAGACUUUCAGCCAUGAUAAGAGGAGCAGAGAAUGGGAAGAGUGUCAUUGUCAAGGAUUACAAGCAGGAGGACAUUGAGAAUUUACUUGAGUCGUAUUUUAGUGAGACAGUUUAACUUAUUGCACUUGAGAUGCAUGCAUUGAAAUAACAAUGAAAAAGAGAUGAUUAAAUUUGCAUUUUAUGAUGAUUUAUAAUAUGCUAUAUAAAAAGUUGGAGCUAUUUCUUGCAACAUUUUA